Messenger RNA from Fulvia fulva, 2406 nucleotides. RefSeq lists its product as uncharacterized. Lineage: Eukaryota; Fungi; Ascomycota; Dothideomycetes; Mycosphaerellales; Mycosphaerellaceae. The record is from RefSeq and is a predicted model, not a curated record. The coding region runs from base 1 to 2406 and encodes 801 amino acids. The transcript has 2 exons.
AUGAGCUUCACAUCGUAUAGUAACAUAUCCACGAUCACGAAAUCGUGUACGACCAACAGCGGUCAGGUCCCCUGCACUGUUGGACUCUACCCAGCAGCAGUUGGUGUUUGGGGUACUGCGGUCACUUCUGGCAAUGGCACUGAAGGCAUACCUACUAUCGCCACAACAAGGUUCUACCUGGAUCCAGACACCAAUGCUACUGUCUCUUCAUCUGUGAUCUGCAACUGGGAGCAAUACUCAUCCGCAUACGUGGUGCCUGGGAGGAACGCAUCGCAGGCAGGCUACUAUACCGUCAACAGCGAUUGCGCUUUGAUAGGCGUGCUUCGCCGCGAUCAAGAGUGGUAUUGGCGAUAUCCUGCAAUUUCGGCGACUUAUCCGAAUCCUAAGCUUGAUCUCGGCUCAAAGUUCGAAACAUGGUACAAUACUUGUCCCACUACGACCGGACUGCCCAUCCAAACAACCACAAGCUCCAUUAUCUACUCCGAUACAUGGUCGCAGAAAGUGCCGAUGCCAUUCUAUUCGAUGCCCGAAUUAUCGAAUUAUUUGCCUGACGUCCCUGAAGUCUCAUCCUGUUCAAUAUAUCUUUAUGGCUCGCCACAAACCUUGAAGCCUGCGAAUCAUCUGACCGAGAAUCGAGUAUUGGCUCGAACCACAACUGCAGCUCAGCCAGCGGACACACCUCAGCCGGAAGCUCCACAGACCACGCAGCCGAACGAUGAGCCAGAAACGACUAUCACUGCCACAGUACCAGUUCUACCGACGCAGCCGACUGAUGAGGCAGCGUCUCCGCAGCGACCGACUCAGGAUAUUCCUUCGCCCACAGCCAACCCAGGGAGUCCCACAGACGAUGUGGCGGAGGAGAGCGCCCCUGAGCAAGACGAAGACGCAGAUCCGACCCCGAUCAACCAAGAUCCGAUAUGGUCAAUCAUAGGCGAAGCUGCUGAGCAGGCUUCACAGGCAGCACCAUCGUCCCCAACUCAAGCAGAUUCCCCAGGUCCCUCCGAAGAUGCAGAUCAAUCUGACGACAAUCCUGCGGUACCAAUCGUCAUUCAGCCGCAGGACAGCUCGAAUGAAAGUGCGAACUCAGGUGAUGCAGACGAGACUAACGAUUCUGGUGAGGGAGAUGACGAAGCGAUCUCGACCGGUGGGCAGAAUAACGCCGAUUCGGGGAAUGGCUCAGACACAGACAGCACGACUAACGAGGGAACCUCAAGUAGUGCCGGUGGCACUGAGAGCGUGAACGAUUCUGAACCGAACGGAGACUCCACUCCUACUUCUGGAACAACCGAGUCGGGUUCCAGCCUGGAAGACAAUGCAGAUUCCGGACAGUCGAGCGGGACUAUCAGCUCAGCCGACAGCGACUCUCAAAGUGACGAAGGAGGUCCAAGCGGCGCAGCUGGCAAUGCUUCUUCUGGCAGUGACGAUGAGAAUGCAGGCCAAGGCAUUGUCCUGGGCACGAUCCCGAGCCAAACAGACGCGAGCAUUCAUGUGACGGAGACCAGCGACGAAAACCCUGAGUCCGACAGUGCGCUCUCUCAGCCGCAGGGCGGCACGUCAAACCCAACGCCUGCAGCUGCUCUCACCUUUGCUGGGCCCGAGGCAACUCCAGCAGUUACGCUGCUGCCGGUUGAAGGAAGCAGUGAAGAUGAAAUCGAAUCCAUCGUAGCAGCAGGCGGCGCAAGCUAUGUCGACGGUGCUGUUGUCAUUGGGUCUCAGACCAUUCGGCCUGGAGGACCAGCUGUAACGCUGUCCGCCGAUGGAACGUCGCCGGUCGUCAGCAUACCAGCGCAAAGGCAGGGCAGGGAGUUUAUGAUUACCAUCACUGGCGCAAGUGCAUCGCAAGUAUUGACCCUCUCGGCCGGUGACGGGAUUGCAGCAUCACAAAUACGGUCUCUGAUAUCACAGGAGGAUCUGCAGGCGACGGAUAGCGCGAUCGUUGUUGGUUCGCGAACGCUUGUCCCUGGUGGUAACGCAGUGACAAUAAACGAGCACGACGCUACAUAUAUUGCCAGCCUGCCUACUCCAGCAACACCAGGAGCGCCGCCUGGAGUGAUUGCCAUCUCCAAGCUUGACACUACGAUGAGUGAGGAUCUCAAUGGCUACAUAUGUAGUGUUAUCGGAGGCUGUGCAAGUCAAACGCCAAAUGCUGAGGAGAGCUCUCGGGCCAUCGCCAGCCUGAGCACGGUGACAGAUCAAUCUUCGAGGUUAUCUUCAACGGCAACUGCCCGAAGCACGACAAGUACAGGACUCUUCAGCACGGCAGCUUCGGCGAGUAUCAAUGAAGACGCAGCAGCUUCUACCGGGGCCUCCGAGUCCAGCGCAAGCAGAGCACAGUCGAGCUUACAAAGUGUACUUGGAGCCGUCCUACCAGGCGCAGUCCUCAGCCUGCUUACGUAUUUCUUGUAG